Molecule: messenger RNA, 2414 nt
Organism: Rhopalosiphum maidis (corn leaf aphid)
Lineage: Eukaryota; Metazoa; Arthropoda; Insecta; Hemiptera; Aphididae
Product: lachesin-like
Exons: 9
Coding region: 1201-2286 (361 amino acids)
Cellular component (GO): neuron projection
Source: RefSeq, a predicted model, not a curated record
ACGUCGUCAUAGAUAGCAAGUACACGAGACGUGAGAUACUCGACUCAACAACAAAUAACAAUAAAAGUUUUCAAGUCUAACUUAGUAGCUGGCAACCAAUAGCCUACAGAUCUAACAGAAAAUAAUAACAUGUCAGACACGCGCUUUUUUGUCACCAACCGAGCCAUUGGGAGACGAUUAGAAGAGCACAUUUGCAGUACGACUACAAUGACGAAUCAGUGCUGUGGUGGUGUUCUGUUAAACCAACACAGCACUAAAGAUGGGUCACAAUCUGUACGACUUCAACUCUGUAUCUGGUCGUAGCGGUCAACUGCAGCAGAUCACUGUUCUUUCAUGUAAACAUAUUGGAUAUAACAGACGUUGGUUAUUUAUGAAAAUUUGAAACAUCAUUCUAAUAAUAGUGAUUUUUACAAUGAAGAUGCUGUAUCAUAGGCAAAUAUAAAGCAAUAGGGGACAUUUUCGACACUAAUCGAAUUGGAGCUGGUUUUCACUAAACACUAUUGGAUCUGUUAUUAACAUAGAUUGAACCAAACUUAUAAGAUCUACACACAAUGCAAAUUGAUACAGUUAAUAGGAACUUUUUACCAUUGCGAUAAAUGGAUUCAAAUUUAAGAUGUAAGCUACAAAAUGGAACACUGUUAAUGAAUAAAAUCUGCAUUAACUCACAUCACAACCUUAACUUAACCUAAGGAAAAUAACCACCAGUUGCUAUACCAUCCAAUCAAUACACCAACAGUAUGCCAUAAGGCAUUCUACGCUAUUGUAAAAGGUCGUGAUCCGAGAGUAAAGCUGUUGAUACCUGAUAUUUCUGAUUUAUAAAUCAAAACAUUCAAAACCGAAGAUGUUGAAAAUGCUGUUACUCGUUAGUCGUUACCGCCGUUACCGGCGUUACUAAUGUUAAUGUCUCAAAUACAGUACUACCACGGCGACAUUACGAAUUACUGUGACUGCCAUAUUUUGGAACCCCUACCUACCCCACCAACAUCAAAUUGGUGAAUGCGAAAACGAUGCUCCCCGAUCAAAUGAUAAACGCGCGUUGGUCGGUCGCACUACACUGACUGUACUUCCUGUGUUAGCGCCGAAACAACGUUUUUGCGUUUCCACAUUCUGUGGAACCGAAAGACAUAUAUUCAAUACAUUUUUUCUCGUCCGUUCGGCGUUUGUCAAUAACCAGGAUUUGUAUUAUUUCAAUUAUUUGAGAUGAAGAACGUGUAUGGAGUCCUCGUCGUGCUGUGUAUUAAUUUCGUAUAUUCUCAGAGGACACCAAUUAUAUCACGUAUUACACAAAAAAGUAUAACAGACAUUGGUGGAACGACUCAAUUGACAUGUACAGUCUUGUAUGCUUCAGAUUUCAGUAUUUUGUGGGUUAAGGUUGACAAAGAAAGAUCUACUGAACCUGUUACAUUUUCAACUGGAAGUACACUUAUUAUUAGAGAUUCUAGAUUAUCAUUGAGACAAGACACGGAUAGCAAUAGUUACACAUUACAGAUUAGUGAUAUCCAAGAAACUGAUGCUGGUUUCUAUCGUUGUGAAGUGGUGCUUGGGUUAAAUAAUAAAAUAACAGCUGAUACCGAGUUAGUUGUACGUAGACGUCCGUUUAUUUCUGACAACUCUACUAGAUCAUUAAUUGUAAACGAGGGUCAACCUGUGAAAUUGGAAUGUUAUGCUGGUGGAUAUCCUAGUCCAACAGUUUCUUGGAGGCGAGCAAACAAUGCAAUUUUAGCUAAUGGUGUAUCAAUAUAUAGGGGUAACAUUUUGAAAAUUCCUGCUAUUACCAAAGAAGAUCGAGGAACAUAUUACUGUGUUGCUGAAAAUGGUGUUGGAAAAGGUGCCAGACGUAAUAUUGCUAUUGAGGUAGAAUUUGCCCCAGUUAUAACUGUUUCUAAACCUCGUUUAGGACAAGCUCUACAAUAUGACAUGGAUCUCGAAUGUCAUGUUGAAGCUUAUCCUCCGCCAGCCAUUAUUUGGUUAAAUAAUGGAGUACAAUUAUCUAAUAAUCAACAUUACAGAAUAUCACAUUUUGCUACUACAGAUGAAAUAACUGACACUACAAUACGGAUCAUCACAAUUGAAAACCGCCAAUAUGGUGAUUAUAUCUGUAAAGCAUCAAAUGUGCUAGGAAAUGCUGAAGUAACAGUUACUCUUUACGAAACUAUAAUACCAGUAUGCCCUCCAGCCUGUGGUCAAGUAUCAUCACACUUGAAAAACUCAACUAUCAAAAUGUCAAGUGCUAAUGUUUUGUUCUUAAUUACUGCUUACUUAUUUUUUUUUAAUUUCAAUUUUUAAAUUAUUUUACCAUCUAAAAAACAAUUUAUGAAUAAGUUGAAACCAAAAUUAUUGCUCAAUUUUCCAUGCAUAUAUUAUUUGGUUUAUUUUUAUUUUUUGAUUAAAUAAAUGCCCUUAUUUAUUUUAUA